Drosophila biarmipes is the source of this 925-nucleotide messenger RNA. RefSeq names its product craniofacial development protein 1 (gene Yeti). The coding region runs from base 55 to 747 and encodes 230 amino acids. The record is from RefSeq and is a predicted model, not a curated record. Lineage: Eukaryota; Metazoa; Arthropoda; Insecta; Diptera; Drosophilidae. The transcript has 2 exons.
CUUGAUAAACCAGUACUCUCUGUACAUUUCUUAAAAAAGGUAGCAAGUGGCGGUAUGAAUUUAGAAAAUGAUUUCGCAUCCGACAGCGAAAGCGACACGGAUUAUUGUGUAGAGCGUGGGAGUUUAGGAGCGCCGAACAAUGAAAAAUUAAGUGGCAAGCCGGAACAAAAAAUGUAUAUUAAAUCAUUAAAGCAUUCUGUUCGGACUUUGAGAAAGCCACGGAAAUUUGAAUUCUCUGGAAAUGGCCACAACGUAACAGACAGGGACGACCUGCUGUCAGAUGAAGAAGCUGAUAAGUCACGUUCGGAUGCUCUCUGGGCAGAUUUCCUUAGCGAUGCUAAUGUAGGAAGUAAAACCACACAAAAAACAAAUUAUGAUGCUGGAAAAGGAGUCAAUAUUAUCAAAAAAUCAGAAGUAAAGGUCAUGGAAGUAAAAAACACAUUAAACACUGUUAAAAUAAAAAAAAAGCCUUUAGGUUCGAGGCUCAUGACAUCCAAACGACAGCUGGGUAAAGACAAAAUCGGUUCUCUUAUUAAUAAAUCAGACAAAAAAAAAAAAUUGUCAGUGCUAGAAAUAUCUCAGAUAGAUUGGAAAAAUUUUAAAAAAAAUGAGGGCAUAGACGAGAAAUUGCGAACUUAUAACAAAGGCAAGGACGGAUACUUGGACCGCCAAGAUUUUUUGGAAAGAACAGAUCUCAGGCAGUUCGAAAUGGAGAAAAACGUACGGCAAUCUCGUAGGCUAAAUUAAUGAACAACUCUUACCUUAUCUAUGUGGAGGACUUUCUUGGGCAACUCGUUGCUUUUAUGGCAUAACUGAUGCUAAUAAAAGUUUGUAAAUGGAAUGUCAUUGCAUAAGUUUUGUCAAUACUAAUUAGAAUUGUAUUGCUAUAUAAAUAAAUAAUAACAUUAUCCUGCGAAAGCUCUGA